AUCGAAUUCCCUUUUAUGUUCCCGCUCAUCUACAGGCGCAUCCGGCUCCUGCCCGAUCCUCCCGUCCAUACUGGGGGCAAGUGAUUUAUGGACCAAAGAAAGUUUCUUUUCCCGAACGCCGACCUGUAUACGAGUGCAUACUCAGUUCAAGUCAAAUCUCCCCGUCGCGACACACUCAUCUUCCUCGCGCCAGCAGCUCCUCUCUGAGCUUGGCCAUCAUUUGCCAACCCGUACACUCGUCGACAAAGGUCGCUUCCUGUCCGAGCUGAGACCAAGAGUCCGCUAGCCAUGCGCACGAAGCAGUCGGCCGAGUUCGAGAAGCAGGAGAGCACGUGGAUCUACCUGCUGCACCAGCAAGCGCCGCCACAGACGUGUCUGUCAGCCGAAGCCUCUCUCUCACUACCCCCCAUUAUCGAUACCGCACCCGGCUCCAAUGACAGCGCGCUCUUCGGCGAGUCGUCGACCCCCACGCGCGGGCUAUUGCUGCCUCCGCCAGCGGCCAACUCCACCGCUAUGAUGCUUUCAAGCCAGGACAAAGUGCAGCAAAACAGCCUAUUGACGCUAUCACUCCCCCGUUUGAGUGACCUCGGAACAGCUAAAUCGGCAUCGCCGCAUCACAGCAGCAACAAGCGUGCAUGUUUCCCCAAGAAGUGCGACUUUCCCAUGUGCAAGAAUAGCUCGCGCAGCCGCGGAUUUUGCUACAGCCACGGCGGAGGGCGUCGGUGCCGUGUGGAUGGCUGCAACAAUGGCGCCGUGAGUCGCGACUUGUGCAAACGUCACGGAGGCGGCCGACGUUGUCGCAUUGCCGGCUGCAAGAGCAGCUCUGAGAGUGGCGGUCUAUGCUACAGUCACGGCGGAGGUCGUCGCUGCAGUCUCUCGUGGUGCUCGGCGCGGGCCAAGAAGGGCGGAUUCUGCGCCCUUCACCUCACUGGCGACCGCACGCCUCCAGCCACUUCAACUUCAGAGUGUUCGUCAGACCCGAACGUCGUCGAGACGCUCUUGUCGCUUGCCAAAGACCAGGGAAACGUCAAGUUGGAGCAGACGCAGGAGACGACGACGUCCUCAAGCAGCAGCGGCAAGAGCGCGUACGCCAUCGCGUCGCUGCUCAACUGAGCGUCCAGUAACGGGAGGUCAGGGCCAGCAAACGGCGGACAAGCUCGAUCUCUUUGCCAUAUUUAAGUGCAUUCGCCUCCCCUUUGUUGUUAUUAACCGAUGAAACUAAGCAACACAAUGGAAAUUCACUGUAUAGUUUUUCUCUAUGGGACUACGUAGCCCC
Phytophthora nicotianae INRA-310 is the source of this 1276-nucleotide messenger RNA. RefSeq lists its product as hypothetical. Lineage: Eukaryota; Oomycota; Peronosporomycetes; Peronosporales; Peronosporaceae. The record is from RefSeq and is a predicted model, not a curated record. The coding region runs from base 289 to 1113 and encodes 274 amino acids. The transcript has a single exon.